AUCCCGACCCGGUUGUUUCGAUCUUUUCACGUUGGCCUUCCCGUAAUGCCUCCAAAGUUAGAUCCCACUGUAGUUUCCGUUGUCUAUCUGAGAGUUACGGGAGGUGAGGUGGGUGCAACAUCAUCCCUCGCCCCAAAGGUUGGUCCACUUGGCCUAUCCCCGAAGAUGGUUGGGGACGACAUUGCCAAAGCAACUUCCGAAUGGAAAGGGCUGCGGAUCACUGUACGCUUAACAAUACAAAACCGCCAGGCCACUGUUAGUGUGGUUCCCUCAGCUGCUUCCCUGCUUAUCAGGUCCCUGAAGGAGCCUAUUCGGGAUAAGAAAAAAGUUAAAAAUAUAAAACAUAAUGGAAAUUUAUCCUUUGAGGAUAUUUUGGACAUAGCACGGAGUAUGCGUCCUAGGAGCAUGGCUAAAGAACUCUCCGGAACAGUAAAAGAAGUCUUAGGUACAGCAAGGUCUAUCGGCUGUACAGUUGACGGCGAGCCACCCCAGAGCAUCAUUGAAAAGAUAAAUUUCAAUGCUAUUACUGUACCAGCUAGUUAG
Molecule: messenger RNA, 543 nt
Organism: Protopolystoma xenopodis
Lineage: Eukaryota; Metazoa; Platyhelminthes; Monogenea; Polystomatidea; Polystomatidae
Source: the annotation of a GenBank genome assembly